AUGUGGAAGUGUAUGGGCAAGUUUGACUAUGAGCACGAUCCGGACACAACUUACGAAGUUACAGCGGAUAACGUGAAGAAGAUGCUAGCUAUAUAUAUGAGAUUCAGGGCUGGCAUUCCCGUCGUUAUUAUGGGUGAAACUGGGUGUGGUAAAACAAGGUUGAUCAAAUAUCUUUCUCAGCUACAAUGUCCUGAGAGCCACUUCCAGAGUAUGAUUUUAAUGAAGAUUCAUGGGGGGACGACAGAAGAAGACAUAAAGAAUAAGCUAUUUUUAGCAAAUGAUAUAGCACAGGAAAAUGUUACCAAGUUUGGUGGUGAUAUUUUUACCAUCUUAUUCUUUGAUGAGGCAAACACUACUGAACAUAUUGGACUUAUAAAAGAAGUGAUGUGUGAUGGAUCUUUUCAAGGAGCACCAAUUGAACUUUGCCCUUCACUGAAAAUCAUCGCUGCCUGUAAUCCAUAUCGAAGGCACGGUGAAGAUGUUAUCAAACGUUUGGAGGAAGCAGGUCUUGGAUACCGUGUUGAUGCAACAGACACAGUCGAUAAACUUGGUAAAAUACCAAUGCGACAUCUUGUGUACAGAGUACGACCACUUCCGUCAAGUAUGUUGAGUUUAGUAUGGGACUUCGGACAACUUGAUUCGUCAACUGAAGAACAGUACAUAAUGCAAAUGGCAAAGAAACACACUGAUGAGCAAAUGGAAAUUUCACAACGACCAAUAACAGCUAUUAGAGGAACUUUCAAUCUUCGAAACACAAACAACAUUCAAACUGUUGUGUGCAAAGUUCUUCAAGAAUCACAAGACUACAUGAGAAAUGAGAAGGUACAGUUUAUUUUCAAGAUGGAAACACUGCCAUUUUAUAAGUGA
Saccostrea cuccullata (small rock oyster) is the source of this 867-nucleotide messenger RNA. Its product is annotated as E3 ubiquitin-protein ligase rnf213-beta-like. NCBI's taxonomy places the organism in Eukaryota, Metazoa, Mollusca, Bivalvia, Ostreida, Ostreidae. Bases 1 to 867 code for a protein of 288 amino acids. The transcript has 6 exons. Gene Ontology annotation, molecular function: ATP hydrolysis activity; ubiquitin-protein transferase activity; ATP binding. The record is from RefSeq and is a predicted model, not a curated record.